CAAUGUAAACAACGGGACACGUGCGCGGCCCCGUGCGUGCGUGCGUGUGUGUGUUGGGGGCGGCGCCUGACGGACACGCACUGUCAUGCAGCUGCACCUUGACCGUCUCGACUCGAUCACCUUGGCUGACACACGUAUCGAAAAAUCGCUCAUUUAUCAGUGAGGUUAGAUUUAAAGACAUGAACUUCCCUGCCAAGAAAUAAAACUGAUGAAGAGUUUGUUGACGUUUGAUUGUGGAGGGCAAGGUCCAAGGAGACUACUUGGCACCUGUGGGGAAGAUAACCGAUGAGCCUUGACAACCACACCAGAGAGGCUCGCGAGGCACCGUGACACUAGGCCUUCAGGCAGCUGCUGUACAGGAGAGGAUGGACUAUUCAAAGCUUUUUUCAAAGACUUCUUCCAGAAGAAAACCAUCUUGCAUCAGUGAAUUACGAAAUGUUCUUAAAGAACCAUCACCAUCAUUAGUAUGGCUGGCCUCAGGGAUGCCCAAUCCUGAGAAAUUUCCAUUCCAAAGUCUAACUGUGACACUGAAAGGGGGAAAGGAGGUGACCCUCAGCUCAGAGGCUUUGUCCACUGGUCUACAAUAUGGCCCUACACCCGGGUAUCCACCGCUGGUUGAACAACUGAAGAGGAUGGUACAGCAGUGGCAUGCCCCACCAUGCUGGGCAAGGAGUGAUCUGGUGGUGACUGUGGGAAAUCAGGAUGGUGUAUCCAAGGCCUUGGAAAUGCUUCUGGAUCCAGGAGACUUUGUUGUCGUUCAAGAGCCCUGCUACUCGGAUGUUCUCUGUAUGCUUUCAGCCCUGUCACCUCAGUACUUGGCUGUGGGUGGUGAUGAGCAAGGUAUGCGAGCUGACCUGUUGCAGUCAGCACUGAAGCAGGCAGUCAAGAGUGGGUCACGCGGCGUGCCCAAGGCAAUGUACUUGGUCCCUAAUUCCUGCAACCCAACUGGCACAAAUAUGGGAGAGAAGAGACGUCAAGAAAUCUAUGCCAUAGCUCGGGAAUAUAAUCUGAUCAUAUUGGAGGAUGACCCCUAUUACUUCCUGCAGUUUUCUGGCAAGCAGCCUUCAAGUUUCCUCAGUUUGGAUGUGGAUGGUCGAGUUCUGCGGUUUGAUUCUUUUUCCAAAAUCAUAAGUGCUGGGCUUCGCAUCGGCUAUGUGACAGGGCCGUCAGCCUUGCUGCAGGGCAUUAAGGUGCACCUGCAAUCCAGUUGCAUCUGUGCCCCAGUGUUGUCCCAGGUUCUAAUCCAUGAGCUACUAACAACAUGGGGUGAUGAAGGCUUCAAGAAACACAUAUCCGAUAUCUGUCAGUUUUACGAGAGAAAGAGGGAUGAGAUGCUUCACGCUCUUCAGACUCAUUUGACUGGUUUAUGUGAAUGGGUUGUUCCCGAUGGAGGGAUUUUCAUUUGGCUGAAAGCACUGCAGUUGAAUGACACUACUUCAAUGCUGCUGGAGAGGGCAGCAAAAAGGGACAUCGUGCUUGUUCCUGGAAAUGAGUUUAUGGUGGAUUCCUCAAAGCCAUGUCCAUACAUGAGAGCUGUAUAUUCCUGUGCAACACCUGACCAGAUGAUGAGAGGCAUGGAAAACUUGGCAAAACUUAUCCAGGAAGAGAUUGAGCUGCAGUCUACACAGGCCUGAUAAAACACUGAUCAUCAGAGUAAUAUAUAUAUUAAGUAUAGAAGAACUAACUAAUGAGGAGCACACGUCCAGGGGCACGUCGCUUCACUCACUGCCUCCACUUCCAAUGGUCCCCCAGAGCAAGCUCCUAUGCAGCUACCCUGUCAAUCUCAAGUCCCUCCUGGCAGGAUCAAUUGACUCUUCCCAUCCAUGAGUUCCAUGGGCACGGAACUUGGUCUCCUCCACUCAGGGUUGUCUCAUGCAGAAACAACCCUAUGAGCAGGAUUGAUGAUUGGGAGCUGUGCCAUGUGCUCAUAUAGCCAGAAUUGGUGUUCAUGGACUCAGCUGGUAACAGGCCUUGACUCAGUUUCAUUAUGUAGUCUCUGGUUCGAAGUCAUUCCGGCGAAAUACCCCAUGAUCCUGCAAAGGCACUUGGAACCAAAAGCAUCGACAUGCUUCUCAAAGUCACUUUCAGUGUCCAUGUUAAACUGAAAAAAUAACUUUCAAAAAGCACUGUUCCUCAAAAGUGGAAAAAAAAUCCAAAUUUAAUGUUGAAAAAUGGUUGGAAAGGUGUCGUCAUACUGGCAACUUGAAUGCUUUCUUGAGGGAAGAAGUAAAUACAGAUGAAGGAAGGCUUUUCAAAAGUUUACCAAGAGACUGGGCCAGAAUUAAUGAAAUUGGAAUUAACAAUUUCAAUUCUGUGUUAAUCAAUUACUCACAUAAGCAAAUAAUGUUACAUAGCUGUGGCAGGCAGUACAACUAAAAAGACCUCUCCCAUGCAUCACAGGACUGCUAAUAAUAAUAAUCUCUCAUCAUCUUUUGUUAGCAAUUGAGGGAGUCUCUAAGUAAGUAGGCCACUGCCAACCACCAAUAACUCAGUGGUACCAAGACUGCCAGUCUGUAGUGACACCCAACAGCUACAUGCUCAAGUGAGAACUUGCUCUCACUCUACUGUAGUGUAAGUCAGUGAUCCAUGGAAUUACAGCAUGGAAAUUGAUUCCUCAAUUGGGAAUCAUUUCUGAGGUACAGAAGGAUCUCUUCAAUAACCAUUUCCAAAAUAACAUUUUGGAGAAUAAUGUCAACCAACUCACUAAUUGGGAGCAUAUGCCAGGAGGCACUUUGCUUACUCACUUGCCACCUCACCCCCAACAGUUCCCCUGAGAAAGCUUUCUUGCAGUUACCCUUCCCACUCUAAGCCACUCUUAGCAGGAUAUAUUAACUUGCCCCACCCAUGAGUUAAAUGGGCAUCCCCUUGGUCUGCUUCACUCAAGGUUGUCUCAUUCAGAAACCUCUAUAAGCAGGAUCAGUGUCCAGGCAGCGUGCCAUGUACCCAUAAAACUGAAGGUGUUCACAAGUUAAGCUAGUAACAGGCCUCAACUCGGUUUCAUGCAGUCACUGGUUUGACACAAGUCAUUUCAGCAAUACCCCAUGAUCCUACAAAGGCAUCGACACAUCUCUUCAAGUCACCAUUCAUUGUCAAUGUCUCACUGAAAGUCCUGGUGAUGGCUCUCAAAAUGCUGCAUGAGGAGGCAAAGCCACUGGGACUUAAGGUCUCCUGGCCAAACCAAGGUCCAGUCAUUUGGAGGUUUGGUGGAUGAUAAAGUUCUGUUUGUUUAUGCAUAUGGUGAGGACAUUGAGGUCACCAAUAGUUUCAUAUACCAUGGUAGCAUAGUGCAAAACAAUUGUGGGUCUUGCCAGGAAGUCAUUUGACGGAUUGGCCUGGCCCAUGGUGUUUUGGACUCGCUCAACAUGAGUAUAUAUAUGGUUCGGUGAGUAUCUAUGCUGGCUGACAAAGAUUUGAAUCUUAAGGCACUUAUGCUCCCUAUUUUCCUGUAUGGCUGUGAGGCAUGGACACUGAAUAGUGACUUGAUAGGUGUGUCGAUGCCUUUGAUACCAUGUGCCUUUACAGGAUCACGAGGUAUCACUGGAAUGACUUUAUGCUCCCUCUCUUACUGUAUGGCUGUGAGACAUGGACACUGAAUAGUGACUUGAAGAGGUAUGUUGAUGCCUUUGGUACCAUGUGCCCUUACAGGAUCACAAGGUAUCACUGGAAUGACUUUGUGUCAAACCAGCAACUACUCCAUGAAACUGGAUCAAUGCCUGUUACUAUCUUAGUCCGUGAACGGCAACUCCAGCUGUGUGGGCAUGUGGCACACUUCCCGGACAUUGAUCUUGCUCAUCAUUUUUUUUUUUUAAGACUACCCCAAUUGGAGAAGACAAAGUGGACACCAACAGAACUCAUGGCAGAGGCAAGUUGAUCAAUCCUUGGAGUGGCCCGAGAUGGGAAGGAGGGGUGCAUGGAGCCUUGCUUGGGGGAACCAGUGUGAGUGGAGGGACACUUCCUUGCGUAUGCCCUCCUUUAGAUAGUUAGUAGCUCUGCAUUUGUUAAGAGAGAGAGACUGGCUUAUCUCUUUCCCUCCUCUCUAUUCCCCUCAUCCCCCCUCCUCUCUCUCUCUCUCCAUAUGUCAAUCCAUGUAUCCAUCUAUUCUCUCAGUCUAGAUAGAUAUUGAUAGACAGACAGAGAGAGAGUAAUAUCUCCCCUCAUCACUGCAUUCAGUCAAAGUUAACUCAGCAGCCACACAACUCCCUACAGGUGGGGGGGUGACCCAAACUGGAUAAUGGAUCAGCUGAGCACAACACAAGUAUCAUCUCACAACAACAGGUUCCUCACAAUGUUUCCUCAUCACCUCUUACAGGCAACCCUUUACUGGAGAAGUUAAGAAGAUGCAGCAGAGGUGAGACUGGCUAGUAGUACACCUGAACCAAGACCAAGACUCACUGAGUCGUACAAGCAGGGAGGCACUGUUUCUAUACAAUAGAAACAACACAGCCAAUGAGCAUGGCCAGUGUCACCUCUGUUGCAACUUGACACUGGGCAGCCCUGCAUACAGUUGAUGUGUUAGCCAUACAACUUCCACAGGUGGGUUGGUGAGUACAACAGAACAAUGGAUUAGCUGAGUACAACAAAGAUAUCAUCCUGUAAACAAAAUCCUCACAAUGUUCCCUCAGCUGCACUUACUGUUAACGACAAUCAGAGUUAAAUAAAACAUUCGUAGAAAGUAAGAAGAUGCAGCAGAAGUGACACUGGCCACGCCCACCAACCACGACGACCCCCUUGUUUACAAACACUGUCCAGCCAAUGGUACAUCCCCUCCAGGUACUGGCUCAGCACAGCUCAGUCUUGGUCCUAACUUGGGUGCCUGGCCAAUGCCAUCUAGGCAAAAUUUGCCAGUGCCGCCACAGCUGCCAUCAUGAAGGCAAUCCCACUCCCACUAAUUGACCACCAGCAAUGCUGCACAAUGCUAUGUAGCUAAUGGCUCAACUGUAUGCAGAGCAGGCCUACUCUGGAGGUGGUGGUGGUGUAGCACAGAUAUUUCACAUCUAAUGCCAGUCAGAUAUUUAUAAUUUUUCAACAAUUUUUCUUUGACCAGGCAGAUUAUUGCAGAAUACGUGGGGUUUCUAGACACCUGGGGGCCAGAUAGUUGGGGUUUUACUAUAUCCAGAAUUUAUAUUCACCCAGCACCUCUAAGGGCCACUUUCACAGUCGUCUGGUAUGCACCCUAACCAAAGGCCCAACCAUCCUGGUAACAGGCAUUACCAUCGCCUCGAUCCGCUUUCACAGUCGCUGUUUUCGUGGUAUCGACGACUACCAGAGUGGUGACGGUCAUGACAAGACAAAGGCGCGUGAUUCGGCAGUGUUGGUAUGCCGGAGCGGCGGGAAAUGUCGACAUUACAUCAGCUGAGCGGAGGAUUAUGAAGGAUAAAUGUGAUAAACGUACAAAGAGUAAACGUGAAGAAUAGCUAAAUAUAAAGAGUAACUGUGAAGAAUAGAUAUGAUGAAAAAAUGUGGAGUUUCUCGCUGAUACAACCAAAAGCUGUUGAUAGGCUAAAAUAUUUCCUUGGCGGAAAAGGUGAAAUAAUAGCAGAUGUCAGCAAGACAGACUCUUCACCUAUGUCAAUUACAUUUAUUCAUUAUUCACACAUUUAUCAGACUUCACAUUUAUUCUUUACCUAAUAGGGCUGAUUUUGUUAUAUAUUAUGCUCUAUGCAUACAUAUUAGGCUAACUAUAAUAAUACAAGUUUGACCAAGAAGGCGUAAAAGGUGAAUAAUGGUGACAAGUAUUAAAGUCCUCCCUUCUUCUUUGUUGUGUACUUUUGCAACAAUAAACCAUCAGUCAAUCAAAUUGAAAUUCUCAUUUUACGUUUACUGGUCAGCAGGUUCAUGUCAUUCAGAUCUAAAUUUUUUCUCAUAUUACCACUGAAGCCAUGCAACAUGCUGCUGUAUUGUUUAAUAUUUUUCACAUCUAUUUAAAGAAAUAAUAUAACCAUUUGAGAGCAAGAAUUUGUAUUAUUUACUAAUUAGUGUCAUUGGUAAGCUCAAUUGGGGAGCCCCCCCGGCCACCAGAGCUCCGUUACCAGAGGCUCCAAUCUCUGGUACUGAUGCAAACAAACAAUGCCGCGAAAGACGACUGUGAAAGUGGAUUUCUUGUUGGUAGCGGAGAUCGCCGCUCAUUGGUAACGAUCAACACAAACAAACCUGACUGUGAAAGCUGCCCUAAAUCCCUGUGAUUCCUGGUUACUAGGGAUUUUACUGUAAUUGGUAUAAAAGGUGUAAAAAUGGUUAAAACUAGCUCAGUAAAUGUAUUUUAUAUCCUUUAUGUGUGGGGUAGGCAAGCAGAAUGGUGGGAACAUUGACCCUGCAAUGGCCCUUAAAACCUGUGGACACCAAAAAGUUUUGUGUGCAGGUCUAUCAGUGAAAAUCAAAUUGUUCACGGAUGUAUCCACAAAUAUUAAAAAAGUUAAAACUGCAGAGGUUAAGGGAUGAGUACAAAAAUAAACCAUUAUAGUGCUGUUCCUUCAAGCAGAAGACAGUAAAAAUUGCCUAAAGAGAAUGUCUAGAUACUCCCUUGAAAGCAUUCAUCUCAUAGGAUGGAGGUAAUACAGACAAAGCAAGGCUGUUGCAGAGUUUGCCACUGGUCCCGAUUAAUUCUUGCAUAAAAAAUUUGACACCCUAGGGGAGCAUUCCCUAAUUUAUAUAGUUUUCUUUUGUUAUUCUGUGUCCUCUAUUAUUAAAUUUCCCAAACUGUAUGAUCAACCUUUAGUUCUCCUAAAGUCAGAUAAUUAGAACUUUAAUUAAAAAUCAGUUACAUUUAUAGCAAACUAAAAGUAGUGGCUUCUGGGAAGGAAGAAAUUAUAUAUGUAAAAUAUUAAUUCAUAUCUUGA
Messenger RNA from Eriocheir sinensis (Chinese mitten crab), 6836 nucleotides. Its product is annotated as kynurenine/alpha-aminoadipate aminotransferase, mitochondrial-like. The transcript has 12 exons. Gene Ontology annotation, molecular function: pyridoxal phosphate binding; L-kynurenine:2-oxoglutarate transaminase activity. Lineage: Eukaryota; Metazoa; Arthropoda; Malacostraca; Decapoda; Varunidae. The record is from RefSeq and is a predicted model, not a curated record. Gene Ontology annotation, biological process: biosynthetic process. Bases 366 to 1634 code for a protein of 422 amino acids.